AUGAGGCUCAAGGCCAAGUAUUUUUUGCGCACUCUCAAUUCUGGUUGUGCAGUACUACACACGUUCGCAUUACGAUACUACACAUCUACAACACGUGGCCUUGAUGUCGCCGUAAUUGGUGCUCCAAAUGUGGGAAAGUCGUUACUCACGAAUCAGCUUGUUCGAGCUUCAGUUUCUUCCGUAAGCAGUAAGAUGGACACCACGACACAGAACAUUGAUGCUGUUUUAACGGAAGAUGAUGUACAGUUGUUCUUACUGGAUACUCCUGGAACUGUAGGUCUUCGCCAUGCUAGAGAGGUUAUGGCAAGGAAGCAGGACCGUAUUGUAUCAGAACCAGAAACGGCGUUACAGAAAGCAGAGCACAUCCUUGUAGUCCAGGUAUGUUCGAACUUGCUCAUUGAAGUACUUGUUUUUUCUUGA
Messenger RNA from Haemonchus placei, 420 nucleotides. The record is from the annotation of a GenBank genome assembly. Lineage: Eukaryota; Metazoa; Nematoda; Chromadorea; Rhabditida; Trichostrongylidae.